AUGGGGCCAAGUGGAAGUGACCCACAGGAGUCGACAGCUCUGCUCGAGAAUCGCCAUCGCCCUGAUAAAUACCGGUGGGGAAUCAUCACCGCUAUUGGUUUUUCGUGGCUUGGCUCAUUUCUUGCUGCGCUGGACAGCACUAUUACUUCCACCGUGUCGUCGGCGAUUGCUACAGAGUUUAACUCGAUUGCGACCAUCUCAUGGCUGGGAUCGUCAUAUCUGAUCGCUUUAACGGCCAUCCAGCCACUAUGUGGAAAAUUAAGCGACAUUAUUGGACGAGGAAACAGCUUCUUGAUCGCAUGCGUGUUGUUCGCAGCAGGUAAUCUUACCUGCAGUCUCGCCAGGUCUCUGCCGGUGAUGAUAUUCGGGAGAGUCCUCUCUGGGGUUGGCGGUGGCGCAUGCAAUGCGGUCUGUACUUUCGUUUGCUCGGACCAUAUUCCCUUACGGAGUCGUGGGCUAUGGCAGGGCGUGGGCAUGGUUCUCUAUGUGACGGGGUCGGGCCUCGGAGGCGUGGUUGGAGGUGCUCUGAACGAUACCUUAGGAUGGCGCUGGGCUUUCGCGAUCCUGGUGCCCUCAUCUAUCAUUGUUGGCAUCGGGACUAUUGCUUCUAUCCCGCGAAAGGCAUCUGAUGAUGAGAGUAUCAAGGCAAAGCUCGCACGUGUCGAUUUUCUCGGAGCUUUCACUCUUGUGGCUGCACUUGCGCUGCUCCUCGUCGGUCUUAGCGAUGAGAGUGGCAAAUCGGCGGAUCUAAAGCUACUCCCUGCCAUAACACUUCCUCUAUCCGCAAUUUCCCUCGUCCUUUUCGUUGCGAUAGAAUAUCGCUUUGCAAAGGAGCCUAUCAUCCCGCUGAAGCUUCUUCACAACCGGACUCUGAUAGCGGCGUACGUAGCCGCCUUCUUCGGAUCCAUGAUGUUCUAUACUUUGAUGUUCUACGUACCAAUCUACCUGCAGCUCAAGGGCGCCAGCACGAGCAAGACUGGGAUCCAACUAAUUCCGGAAUCUGUCGGAGGGGGAUUGGGGCCGUUCCUCGCAGGCACGUAUACUCGCGUCACCGGGAAAUACGGUGUGUUGAACGUGAUUGCACCCGCUCUGAUGACGGCGGGCAGCGCCGGAUUUGCGUUCAGUAAUCUGAGCACGAAACUGUCUCUAUCAGAGCUCUUCCUGUUCCUCAACGGGCUGGGAUUUGGUGGCAGACAGACAGUAUUACUUGUCGGUCUUCUCAGUACCGUUGAGCACGAAGAACAUGCAACUGCUACAUCCGUAAUGUAUGCUUUCAGAUCUAGCGGUGCGACGAUUGGAUUGUCUGUGGCCAGUCUCUUGUUCCGCAUUGGUGUUGAAGGGGACAAUCUGCAAGAAGCGAUCAAAUGCCUUCCGCGGGCAAAGAUGGAUGCCAUUAUCUAA
Penicillium chermesinum is the source of this 1401-nucleotide messenger RNA. RefSeq names its product Major facilitator superfamily domain general substrate transporter. Gene Ontology annotation, biological process: basic amino acid transport; transmembrane transport. Gene Ontology annotation, cellular component: fungal-type vacuole membrane. The transcript is spliced from 2 exons. Lineage: Eukaryota; Fungi; Ascomycota; Eurotiomycetes; Eurotiales; Aspergillaceae. Gene Ontology annotation, molecular function: basic amino acid transmembrane transporter activity. The record is from RefSeq and is a predicted model, not a curated record. The coding region runs from base 1 to 1401 and encodes 466 amino acids.